CACUUGUUAGAUUAUGAAAUCAUGGUUGGACUUGCGAACUCUAGUGCGUUACAGUACACUAUGGUCGACCUUCUAAGGAGAAGCUCUGUCUGUUCCUAAUUCUAAGAACAAGGUCUGUUCUGUUCUGUUCCUAAACAAGGUUGUAGGCUUGUAGCGACGUGAAAAACAGCAAGUAAAAAGCGGCUGUUUGUAUUCGAGAGAGAGAGAGAGAGAGAGAGAGAGAAUGGGGAGCGAAGAAGAUAGCGCAGUGAAAGAGCCGCUGGAUCUCAUCAGACUGAGUCUGGAUGAGAGAAUCUAUGUCAAGCUUCGAUCUGAUCGUGAACUCCGCGGAAAGCUCCACGCGUACGACCAACAUUUAAAUAUGAUACUAGGAGAUGUUGAAGAAAUUGUGACCACAGUGGAGAUUGAUGAUGAGACCUAUGAGGAGAUAGUUCGAGCAAACAAGCGGACAAUCCCUUUUCUUUUUGUACGGGGAGAUGGGGUGAUACUGGUUUCUCCGCCUCUGCGGACAGCUUAAUGGAGACAACAGUGCACAUUUGGCUGGAUGGUAUCAUGUUUGAAUCAAAUGUUAGGCUCUUGCUAUUAGUUGGUUUUCAAUGAUUUCCUUUCGACUUAAGAAUUCUGUAGUAAUAGACUGUAACACAACUCAAGUUCUGAAUUUCAGCUUAGAGUGUUUCUGAAAGGGUCAAAGCCUA
Molecule: messenger RNA, 695 nt
Organism: Rhododendron vialii
Lineage: Eukaryota; Viridiplantae; Streptophyta; Magnoliopsida; Ericales; Ericaceae
Product: sm-like protein LSM3A
Exons: 3
Coding region: 224-517 (97 amino acids)
Biological process (GO): P-body assembly; mRNA splicing, via spliceosome
Cellular component (GO): U4/U6 x U5 tri-snRNP complex; catalytic step 2 spliceosome; precatalytic spliceosome
Molecular function (GO): RNA binding
Source: RefSeq, a predicted model, not a curated record